AUGUCCUCUGACCUGAUUGUGACCACGUCCUCUGACCUGACUGAGACCACGUCAUGUGAUCUGAUUGCGACCACGUCAUAUGAUCUGAUUGCGACCACGCUAUUUGAUCUGAUUACAACUACAUCAUGUGAUCUCCUAAUUGUGACCACGUCCUCUGAUCUGAUUGCGACCACAUCGUGUGAUCUGAUUGCGAAUACGUCAUGUGAUCUGAUUGCGACCAUGUCGUGUGAUCUGAUUGCGACCAGGCCAUGUGAUCUGAUUGCGAAUACGUCAUAUGAUCUGAUUGCGACCAUGUCAUGUGAUCUGAUUGCGAAUACGUCAUAUAAUCUGAUUGCGACCACGUCAUGUGAUCUCAUUGCGAAUACGUCAUAUGAUCUCAUUGCGACUACAGCAUGUGAUCUGAUUGCGAUCACGUCCUCUGAUCUGAUUGCGAAUACGUCAUAUGAUCUGAUUGCGAAUACGUCAUAUGAUCUGAUUGCAACCACGUCAUAUGAUCUGAUUGUGAUCACGUCAUAUGAUCUAAUUGGGAUGACGUCAUAUAAUCUGAUUGCGACUCAGACGAUGUUGCCGAUGAUCAUGUGUCGGGAUUGUAACUCCGUGAUAUGA
This is a messenger RNA of Gigantopelta aegis, 606 nucleotides long. RefSeq lists its product as uncharacterized. The record is from RefSeq and is a predicted model, not a curated record. NCBI's taxonomy places the organism in Eukaryota, Metazoa, Mollusca, Gastropoda, Neomphalida, Peltospiridae. The transcript is spliced from 2 exons. Bases 1 to 606 code for a protein of 201 amino acids.